ACGUCGCUCCAGUUAAACGGUUCUCCCGCUCCCUCUUCCAUCAGAGGCGCUUCAUCACUCCUCCGUCCGCCUGUCACGCCCUGCGGCCGUGGGAAUAAGACGUUGAAUUUGUUUUUACAUCGCCUUUACGGAGAAGAAAAAACAAAAUGGCAAGCAGCUUCUCCAGAAUCCUGUCCUCCAAACGGAGGAUCGGGGUCCUGACGUUCGUGGGGGGCUCGGUAACGGCCGGUUUUCUGCUCUACCGGCAACGUGUCGGCGCCGGAGCGCCGGUGCGCAGAAGCUACCCGGCCAGUGCGGAGUACCCCGACCUGCGCAAACACAACAACUGCAUGGCCUCCAGCCUGACGCCCGCCAUCUACGCCAAGCUGUGCGACAAGGCCACGCCCAACGGGUACACGCUGGACCUCGCCAUCCAGACGGGCGUGGACAACCCCGGACACCCCUUCAUCAAGACCGUCGGCAUGGUGGCGGGAGACGAGGAGUCUUACGAGGUAUUUUCAGACCUGCUGGACCCCAUCAUCAAAGAGAGGCACAACGGCUACGACCCGAGCACCAUGAAGCACCCCACCGACCUGGACGCCAGCAAGAUCCACUCGGGCAACUUCGACCCGCGGUACGUUCUGUCGUCCAGGGUGCGAACGGGCCGCAGCAUCCGAGGCCUGAGCCUGCCGCCCGCCUGCACCCGGGCGGAGCGCAGGGAGGUGGAGCGGGUGGUGGUGGACGCCCUCGCCGGGCUGCACGGCGACCUGGCCGGGAAGUACUACAGCCUCACUCAGAUGACCGACGAGGAGCAGCAGCAGCUCAUCGACGACCACUUCCUGUUCGACAAGCCUGUGUCCCCCCUCCUGACAUGCUCAGGCAUGGCUCGUGAUUGGCCCGACGCCCGUGGUAUCUGGCACAACAACGAGAAGACCUUCCUGGUCUGGGUCAACGAGGAGGACCACACCCGGGUCAUCUCCAUGGAGAAGGGAGGCAACAUGAAGAGAGUCUUCGAGAGGUUCUGCAAAGGCCUCUUGGAGGUGGAGCACCUGAUCCAGGAGAGAGGCUGGGAGUUCAUGUGGAACGAGCGUCUGGGAUACAUCCUCACCUGCCCCUCCAACCUGGGCACCGGCCUCAGGGCCGGGGUCCACGUCAAGCUGCCCCUGCUGAGCAAGGAUGCCCGCCUCACCAAGAUCCUGGAGAACCUGCGUCUGCAGAAGCGAGGGACGGGCGGCGUGGACACCGCCGCUGUGGGCGGCGUGUUCGACAUCUCCAACCUGGACCGCCUGGGACUGUCUGAGGUCCAGCUGGUGCAGACGGUGGUCGAUGGCGUCAACUACCUGAUCGAGUGUGAGAAGAGACUGGAGAAGGGCCAGGACAUCAAGGUGCCCCCCCCACCCGGCAACCAAUUCAAGUAGACACUGGUCCUUGACCCCCCCCCACACACACACACACACACACACACACAUGAGCACAAACUCCCCGCUCUGAUGUAGAUAUGAUAUGAUAUCUGUGUCCUUAGCUUAUCUGCCCCUCAGUAUAACUCUAUAUGAUAUAAUCGACACAUAUUAUACGCAGCUGUCUUUAAAACCGAACCCCAGGCCCAGAACACGCCGUUGAAGAAGCAUUGGAGGGGUCUCCAUCUUUAAACUGAGACUCGCUCGGUUUCUUUGGCUCUUCUCCCAAAGCGCUCCUCAGCCCACCACACCUGGCUCCUCCCCCCCCCCCCCCCUUCCUGCAUGUCCUAUGCUCCACCUGACUCCUCCCCCUCACUGUGGCGCUCGGUCCCUCCUCCCAUCUCGUGCGUGUGUUUCUUUCCAGCGUUUUUUCGAGUGUAUUUGAAUGUAACGUUAUCACGACACACACACACACAUACAGACACACACACACACACACACGGGCCGGGUUCUGUACUGUAAGCGACUGAAGCAAUGUCCUUCCAGCUCCUCGUGAAAGUCCCACUGUCAUGUCUUUUAUUAAAGAACAUCAUCUAUUUAAGGAG
Messenger RNA from Pseudoliparis swirei, 1981 nucleotides. RefSeq names its product creatine kinase U-type, mitochondrial-like. The record is from RefSeq and is a predicted model, not a curated record. Gene Ontology annotation, biological process: phosphocreatine biosynthetic process. Gene Ontology annotation, cellular component: mitochondrion. The transcript has 9 exons. Gene Ontology annotation, molecular function: creatine kinase activity. NCBI's taxonomy places the organism in Eukaryota, Metazoa, Chordata, Actinopteri, Perciformes, Liparidae. The coding region runs from base 147 to 1397 and encodes 416 amino acids.